AUGGUGUUGGGGGUCUCAGCGUUUUUCAUCAGAAAGAGGAAAACAUCAUAUGCUCAGGGAAGAAAGAACCUCAAGGCUCUUAUUCCGCUGAAACAUUAUCGGUAUAGUGAAGUGAAGAGGUUUACAAAGUCAUUUGCUUGCAUAGUUGGGAAAGGAGGGUUUGGAACUGUUUACAAAGGAAACCUUCCUGAUGGUCGUAAGGUCACAGCAAAGGUUUUGAAGGACUCUAAGAGCAAUGGUGAGGACUUUAUCAAUGAAGUCGCUAGUAUGAGCCAAACUUCUCAUGUUAACAUCGUUUCUUUGGUUGGAUUCUGCUAUGAAGGAUCCAAAAGAGUGAUUGUUUAUGACUUUCUAGAGAAUGGGUCUUUGGAUCAGUAUAUCUCAACAAAGGCCUCGUCAAGUGCAGAAUGGAGAAGGCGGCUUUACGAGAUUGCACUAGGAGUUGCUCGUGGUCUUGAGUACUUGCACUAUGGCUGCAAAACAAGGAUUGUGCAUUUCGACAUUAAACCUCAUGAUCAAAAUGUGUUGUUGGAUGACAACCUUUGCCCCAAAGUUUCAGACUUUGGCCUCGCUAAGCUCUGCGAGAAGAAAGAGAGCAUCAUGUCGCUGCUGGACACAAGAGGAACAAUAGGUUACAUUGCCCCAGAAAUGAUCUCCGGAGUUUAUGGAAGUGUGUCUCACAAGUCGGAUGUUUACAGCUAUGGAAUGUUGGUUCUUGAGAUGAUCGGUGCAACGAAUAAAGAUAGAGUCCAAAACGCUGCUUCAAAUACUAGCUCGGUUUAUUUCCCGGAUUGGAUCUAUAAGGAUCUUGAAGAUGGACAACACAGUAAGCUUUUUGACGAUGAACUAACCAGAGAAGAAGAAGAUAUCACAAAGAAGAUGAUCUUGGUGGCUCUAUGGUGUAUUCAGUCGUAUCCAUCAAAUCGACCAUCCAUGAACAGAGUUGUAGAGAUGAUGGAAGGAAGCUUGGAUGCUCUUGAAGUCCCUCCUCGGCCUGUUUUGCAAAUUCCCACACCACCUCUUCAAGGAUCUUCAUCAACACUUUCAGGGGAUAUAUCGGUUUACAAAGAAGGAUUAUCCAAGUAG
Messenger RNA from Arabis nemorensis, 1086 nucleotides. NCBI's taxonomy places the organism in Eukaryota, Viridiplantae, Streptophyta, Magnoliopsida, Brassicales, Brassicaceae. The record is from the annotation of a GenBank genome assembly.